Messenger RNA from Portunus trituberculatus (swimming crab), 2402 nucleotides. Its product is annotated as choline-phosphate cytidylyltransferase B-like. The record is from RefSeq and is a predicted model, not a curated record. Gene Ontology annotation, biological process: CDP-choline pathway. The coding region runs from base 201 to 1181 and encodes 326 amino acids. The transcript has 7 exons. NCBI's taxonomy places the organism in Eukaryota, Metazoa, Arthropoda, Malacostraca, Decapoda, Portunidae. Gene Ontology annotation, molecular function: phosphatidylcholine binding; choline-phosphate cytidylyltransferase activity.
CAGGUACAGUAUAUACUGCUAAAGCUGUUGAACUUUCCAAGGGCCAGAUGUAUGGUGACAGCACAGAUGGAGUCACACCAUCUUCUGUACCCACAUCUCCUCAAUAGCAGGCAUAUAAGACUUAAAAUGUACGAGGACAUGAUAACAACAUCACCUGUGCCACACAUCAAGAUCCAGGACAUCAAGGACAUUUUCAUGAAAUGUUGAAGACCAUUUGUAAGCCUGCCCCUUUCGACUACGAUGAGGAGGCCAUCAGAGAACGAGAGGCUUGCAAUUACUCUCAAAAGAUUACCCUGGAGAUGGCCCGGGCAGGGAAGGCACCCCGGGCCAUACGAGUCUAUGCAGAUGGUAUCUAUGACCUCUUUCACCAGGGUCAUGCCAGGCAGCUCAUGCAAGCCAAGAAUCUCUUUCCAAAUGUUUACCUCAUAGUGGGAGUGAAUAGUGAUGCCAUGACUCAUGAGAGGAAAGGAAGGACGGUAAUGACAGAGGAUGAGCGUUAUGAGGCUGUGAGACAUUGUCGCUAUGUGGACGAAGUUAUCACGGCGUGCCCCUGGACCCUGGAUGAUGAGUUCCUUGAAAAGCACAAGAUUGAUUUUGUUGCUCAUGAUGACAUCCCUUACACAACUGGCAGCGCCACCGACGUCUAUGCACACAUAAAGGCUCGGGGAAUGUUUGUGUCAACAGAGCGCACAGAGGGUGUGUCCACCAGUGACGUGGUGUCCCGUAUUGUGAAGGACUACGAUGUCUAUGUGAGAAGAAACCUUGCACGUGGUUAUAGUGCCAAGGAGCUCAAUGUGUCUUACAUCAACGAAAAGAAAUAUCGUCUGCAAAAUAAAAUUGAUGACCUGAAGAAAAAAGGAAAGGAAAUGUUUGAAGACAUUGAAGGCAAGCGAACAGAUCUCAUCAUGAAAUGGGAGGAGAAGAGUCGGGAGUUCAUUGAUGCUUUCCUUAUGCUCUUUGGUAGGGACGGUCGCCUCACACAAUACCUCACAGAGAAAAAGGACUCAGUUAUGAUGGCUCUGUCACCACCAUCCUCACCCAAAGCUGGUAGUCAGUCUUCAGAAGAUUGUAGCAGUCCUCCAGCAAAAACUUCCCGAUUUGAUUUUUCUGGCCGUGCUGGGGCAUCACUGGUGGAUGAUGAUUAUUCUGACGAUGACGAUGAAGAACCUGAGAGCCAUUGAGACACCGACAUCAUCUUAUCCUUGACCACUCUUCCUGCACACCCAAGUAGCCAGUAAAUCUAGAAUUGCUAGAUUACUUCAUUGUAGUGGAUUUUGAUGUGGACAUAGACCCCUGAACUGCCAUUCUCUUCAGGGCAUUUUAUAAUUCAGUUGUGUGAGGACAAGUGAGUUUUAGCUUUACAGAUGGUUGGUUGGUCAUCCCCCUCACCCUCUGUUUACGUAGUUAAUCUAAUGACUAUCAAGUGUUCUUAUUCUGUAGAACAGUAAUCUUCUGGUUCUUGUUGUUAUAUUCUAGUUUCAUUAGUUACAUUGUUUUUUUUUAUCAUUAAUUCCCACAAUCAUUUGAUAAGCAUAUGCAUGCUAGUUAUAUUAACAAACACUUACACCUGGAGCAAGUGUUGAAAGUGAAGGAAAAAUUCACGCCUUAGAAAUUAUAUGAUUAAUAAAAAUAAUGUUUUAAAUCCAAAUAGAGAGAAUCUGAAUCAAAGAAGAGACUUGGAAGAAUUGUUUGAGAUUCAGGAGUAAUUACAUUAAAGUAUUCAUGAUGAGAGAUCAAGUCAUAUUUAAUAAUUACAACUGUUAAUGAUAUAAAGAUAAUGCCAAACAUAGGAGAUGAGUGGCACAACCUAAGAUGGAAAUGUUAAUCCAUUCCCCAAGUUCAAUAAGUGAUGCUGAAACAAGUAAGAAAAAACAAAUUUAAAUCCUUUGAAUAAAGAAAAUAAUUUUCUUAAAAUGAAGAAUUGAUUUCUUAAGGUAAUGCAUAAAGGAGAAGUAUUUCACACAAAUGCUAUUGAUAAAAUUAAGAUGGAUAAAAGUAGAUAAUGUAAUGAUAAUUCAAGCCCAUUGUGCUAACAUAAAAAAAUGAAUGGACAUACAUAAUAGCUACAUACGCUUUCUGGUAAUACCAAAUAUAGAAUAUACAUACUUCCUUUAAGUCUCAUAUAGAUUUUAUGUAUUUUUAUCUUUGUAUAUGAAUGUAAAUAUUUCCUUUUCUCACACUGACUGGGUGAAGUUGUCUGUGGUGAACCACAACUAUUUUGUUAACAGCUAUGCCUUAUGAAGGCUUUCUUAUUUUUAUUGUUUAAUAUAAAAAUAAUAUAUUUUAAUGGCCAGUUAGUCAUUUUAGGAUAGUUUUUUUGCUUGGUGUAUGAAUUUUUCCAGUUUAUAAGUGGGAUGAAUGGGCAAUUAUGAUGAAAUAUAUAUAUAUUGCAACUGUCUAAA